Molecule: messenger RNA, 2256 nt
Organism: Beta vulgaris subsp. vulgaris (sugar beet)
Lineage: Eukaryota; Viridiplantae; Streptophyta; Magnoliopsida; Caryophyllales; Amaranthaceae
Product: protein DETOXIFICATION 44, chloroplastic
Exons: 13
Coding region: 57-1667 (536 amino acids)
Biological process (GO): transmembrane transport
Cellular component (GO): membrane
Molecular function (GO): antiporter activity; xenobiotic transmembrane transporter activity
Source: RefSeq, a predicted model, not a curated record
GUUGCUACACAAAAUAAUAAAAAUAUCUCUCUCUCCUUCAUUCUGUAGAAUCUGUAAUGGCUACUUCUUCUCUUCCUUCUUAUCACCUCUUAAACUUUCACUCAUUCUCUUACUCCCGCCAUUACAAUCAUCUCCACACUUCUUCUUUCUUCAAUUCAAUUUCCAUCAAACGAAACCCUAAUUCCUCUUUUCGUCUUCGAGCUCUCCCAAAAUCCAAAGAAAAUCCCAAAUCCUCAAUUCCUCCUUCACAUUCUUCUCCCUCUAAUUCCUUCCUUCCUCCACUUUUCCGCUUCAGAGAUGCACUGAAUUCAGAUGAUCUUGGUGUGGAGAUAUUGUCGAUUGCAUUGCCUGCUCUUUUGGCUUUAGCUACUGAUCCUAUCACUUCCCUUGUUGAUACUGCAUUUGUUGGUCAUUUGGGGUCGGUUGAAUUAGCAGCUGUUGGGGUGUCAGUAUCAGUGUUUAACUUGGUAUCAAAGUUGUUCAAUGUUCCUUUGCUCAAUGUGACAACAUCAUUUAUUGCUGAAGAGCAAGCAUUAGUCAGUAUGCAAAAUGAAAGUUCCAUUCAAGUUGGCCAAGAUAAUGGAAAAAGGAAAAAAGUCCUUCCAUCGGUGUCGUCAUCUUUAAUUCUUGCUGCAGGCCUCGGAUUGGCUGAAGCUGUCGCACUUUCAGCUGGAUCUGGAUAUCUAAUGAAUAUUAUGGGUAUAUCUGUUGAUUCACCGAUGCGCAAACCAGCAGAAGAGUUCCUUACGAUGAGGGCUUUUGGUGCUCCACCUAUUGUUAUCGCACUUGCUGCACAGGGAACUUUCCGAGGACUUAAAGAUACCAAGACACCUUUGUUUGCCAUUGGAGCAGGAAACCUACUCAAUGCAAUUCUUGACCUGAUCUUGAUAUAUUUCUUAGGCUUUGGUGUUGGUGGUGCAGCAAUAGCCACCGUAAUUGCUGAAUAUGUGAUAGCUUCUAUCUUACUCUGGAAGUUGAAUGUACAAGUAUCACUUACCUCUCCAAAUAUCGACGGUGGAAGAUUUCUCCAAUAUCUUAAAUCAGGAGGGCUCUUGAUUGGAAGGACGUUAUCAGUCCUUGUGCCAAUGACGCUAGCUACAUCUAUGGCUGCAAGGGAAGGUCCUGUACCAAUGGCUGGUUAUCAAAUUUGUGUUGAAAUUUGGCUGACUAUAUCAUUGUUGACUGAUGCUUUGGCACUUGCUGCGCAGGCUCUUCUGGCUGGUGGUUACUCCCAAGGCAAUUAUGUGCAGGCACGCCAAGUUGUUUAUAGAGUGCUGCAGAUAGGUUUUGUAAUUGGAAUGGGUUUGGGUGCCACUUUGUUCCUUGGUUUUGGAGUGCUUCUAAACUUAUUCACCUCAGAUGCAGAGGUCACAAAAGUUGCCUGGUCUGGCGUCUUGUUUGUUGCUGGAUCACAGCCAAUCAAUGCAAUUGCAUUUGUUCUUGACGGGCUCUACUACGGGGUUUCAGACUUUGAAUAUGCUGCCUACUCUACGGUUGUAGCUGCAUUACUUUCAUCAAUUUUUCUGCUAAUUGGUGUUCCUGUUUAUGGUCUCCCUGGGGUCUGGGCAGGGUUGUUUAUGUUCAUGAGCUUGCGUGUAGUUGCUGGAAGUUUGAGGUUGGGCACAAAAAGCGGACCAUGGAACAAAAUUUGGUCUGAAUUGGAGUAGGGGACAGGUGUGCUUCAGUCAUGUCCUUGUGGCUAGCCUUGUUUAUCAGGCAGCUCAAUUUCCCAUGCCAGCCAGCAUAAGGUGAUGAGAUGUUGAGACGUUUGAGCCCUUUUUGAACUGCUCCUGAAUUUCAUCAGCAGAAAAGGCUUCUGGAGCCAUUGAGCAAUGAGGUCAUCAUGAUCUAGUAUGAUGCAGCAUUUCCACAUUCAAAUGCUAAUAGAGUUACGUUGCUCAGGAUCACACAUUGUUGGAGCUUCCAUUGACUAUUGUAUGCUGCUUAAUUCAGUUACAGCUCACAACUCACAAUCAUUGAGGUGCAUACUUCUGUAACUCUCGACUGCUAUUUGAAACUGCACAUCAUUGCUUUUCUGCUUCUAUAUGUAAAUAACUAGAUACUGACAGAAAGAAAAGUAUCAUCUAGAUUUAAUAAUUGUUAUGCUCUGUUUAACCAUUGAUAUGAAACUACUAGAAAUUUGAUGUUAAACAUCAGGAUCAUAUAUGUUAUACUGAUGUACAUAUACAGCUAAAGAGAAGACCGAAAAAAAGUGUACAAUGAUAGAUGAAUUUAUAUUGCAUUAGAAAUUGUAUA